UGGUGUUGUGUUUUGACAGUGUAAAUUGUGUCUCAAAAUGUCACUUAAACGAAAACUAACACAAGAUGAUUUGCGUAAAGCGAUGAGUGAGCACAAAAAGAAGUUAGGUGUUGUCAAGAAAAUCGAAUCACCUUUAGCAAGAUAUACAGAUGUAGGUCAGCUGAUGUGUAUUUUAUGUAAAGUUAUUGUGAGGAACGAAACAGCUUGGCCAGUUCAUUUAAAUUCAAAAUCGCACAAAGAAAAUAUAGAGUUAGCAAAGAAAACAAAAUUAGAACCAAUAGCUCCAAAGACUACAACACACAUGUUUAAAAGGCCUAUAUCUCCUUCUCAAGAAGUUUCAGCAAAUAAGAAAAUAAAAGGAAUAUUAAAGAAUUCCUCACCACAGUCAACACAAGUAGCAUCUAGUUUGCCACCAGAUUUCUUUGAUAAAUCUCCUAAACAACCCAAUGGUUCUACAGCAUCAAAUACAUCUAUAACAACACAUAGGUCAGGACAUAAUAAAGACUCUUUGAAUGAUAAAGAUAUAAAGCCCUUUGAAACAGAAGAAGAAAGAGAAAAAGAUAAAAACAAAGAUAUAAAUCCAACAAUCCUUCCAGAAGGUUUCUUUGAUGAUCCAGUUCUGGAUGCUAAAGUACGAAAUGUUGAAUAUAAAAAUCCAAUAGAAGAAGAAUGGGAAAAGUUUCAAAAAGAAAUUAAAGAGGAAACAGCACAGUCUGCACAGAUCAUUGCAGAUGAUCAGGAGGAAGCAACUACAGAAAGACAACUAGAUGAGAUAGAAGAGCAGAUACGACAUUGGUCUAGGGUAAUGGAUCUUGUAAAACGUAAGGAACAGGUACAAGCUACUGAUAGGAAGCAAAAGAACGCGGACGACGAUGUCUCCAGUGGAGAUGAGGCUGAUUUCGAUGAAUUUCUCGAUUGGAGAGCCAAAAACUCAUACAAAUGA
Dufourea novaeangliae is the source of this 943-nucleotide messenger RNA. Its product is annotated as zinc finger protein 830. Gene Ontology annotation, cellular component: nucleus; spliceosomal complex. Gene Ontology annotation, molecular function: zinc ion binding; nucleic acid binding. Lineage: Eukaryota; Metazoa; Arthropoda; Insecta; Hymenoptera; Halictidae. The transcript is spliced from 4 exons. The record is from RefSeq and is a predicted model, not a curated record. Gene Ontology annotation, biological process: nuclear DNA replication; mitotic DNA damage checkpoint signaling; mitotic DNA replication checkpoint signaling. Bases 38 to 943 code for a protein of 301 amino acids.